This is a messenger RNA of Penicillium manginii, 687 nucleotides long. RefSeq names its product fungal specific transcription factor domain-containing protein. Bases 1 to 687 code for a protein of 228 amino acids. The record is from RefSeq and is a predicted model, not a curated record. The transcript has a single exon. Gene Ontology annotation, cellular component: nucleus. NCBI's taxonomy places the organism in Eukaryota, Fungi, Ascomycota, Eurotiomycetes, Eurotiales, Aspergillaceae. Gene Ontology annotation, molecular function: zinc ion binding; DNA binding. Gene Ontology annotation, biological process: DNA-templated transcription.
AUGAGUCUGGACCUACCAGGAAACAAAAUCUUCCUCGAAUCCCACGUCAACGCCUACCUCGAAUAUAUCAACCCCAACCCGGCGUACAGCUUCGUUCACAAACCUUCCUUCCUCCGAAACUUCCAUCGCAAUAAGCUCGAUUCACUGUUACUUCGUUGUGUCUGCGGAAUUGCCUCGCGGUUCCUCCAAAGAAGCAACCCGCGCCAUGAGUAUGUGUCUGAAUGGUUGAAGGAGGUCGAGGGGCAGAUGUGGCCGAGGAUGGCGGAAAUGAAAAUAGAGAAUCUUCAAAUUCUCUUGCUUCUCAUUUGCUGGUACUCACUGGACCGGAAGAUUUCAAGUAUGUGGACAUCUUCAUCCAUGGCUGCACGGAUCGCCUACGGAAUGCGUUUAAACCGCGAGACUACCGACCCAAUGCCUUUCAUCUCAAAAGAGGUUCGACGUCGCAUUAUGUGGUCUAUUUUCAUGCUGGACAAAUUCUACGCCGGGGGUUUUGCAGAAUUCACCCUUUGCCACGCGAGCACAAUGCAUCUCAAUUUACCAUGCGAGGAAAGAAAUUUCGAACUAGACAUUCCCACCGCGACUUCAAUCUUGACGCCAGCUUCUCCCUCGGAGACUUAUGAGUCAGGGAUAGGAUUGAUGGGUCAUAUGUCUAGACUUGUCAAGAUAAGACACGAAGUUCUGGAGUGA